AUGACCACUGCUCUUUGCAACACGCUGGAACGGACCAGGACACCGACCCACGCCGAGCUGCUGACGGGGCUGCGAGGCGAGCUGCGCAGUGGCGGCUUCGACCAGGUGCCCAGCCUCACGUCCUCGCAGCGGUUCGACCCGAACAAGCCGUUCUCCCUUUGCGACCACAUUGAGGGCAAUUCGAACCAGUUGUUGGGACGUCAUUUCCGCAAGCGCAAGCACCCACAGAGAGCGAAUCUGCUGCAGGGCGGGCUCGGCGACAUGCUGAUGGAAGGGGCCAUCGGCUUCAUGGUCGCCGACAUGGCGGGCGACGCCCUCGGCGGCCUCCUCAUGGGCGGCGGCGACGACGGCGGCCUCUUCGAGGCGGACGGCGGGGACGACGGCGGCGACUUCUUCGGCGACGACUGGUGA
Prorocentrum cordatum is the source of this 411-nucleotide messenger RNA. NCBI's taxonomy places the organism in Eukaryota, Dinophyceae, Prorocentrales, Prorocentraceae. The record is from the annotation of a GenBank genome assembly.